Molecule: messenger RNA, 1269 nt
Organism: Abrus precatorius (Indian licorice)
Lineage: Eukaryota; Viridiplantae; Streptophyta; Magnoliopsida; Fabales; Fabaceae
Product: WAT1-related protein At1g68170-like
Exons: 7
Coding region: 1-1269 (422 amino acids)
Cellular component (GO): plasma membrane
Molecular function (GO): transmembrane transporter activity
Source: RefSeq, a predicted model, not a curated record
AUGGAAUCCGAAUAUAUAAAAUCCAUUGCAGAGCUUCGCUUUGACACCAUUAUCUUCCCUCUUUACUUGGGUUUGGUUAACAUGGUGGAGAGCGUUUGUGAUUUGUGGGAAACGCUGAAAACAGACAUGAUAAUGGUGUUAGUGCAGAUUGCAUAUGCUGCGGUGAAUGUUCUAUACAAGCUUGCCAUUAACGAUGGAAUGAGUAUGAGGGUUGCUACUGCCUAUCGCCUCAUUUUUGCAUCCGCUUUCACUGUUCCUGUGGCUCUUUUCUUUGAUAGGAAGAAGAGACCGAAGAUAACUUGGAGGGUGCUAUUAUUGGCACUUGUUUGUGGAUUGUGUGGGGCAAGUUUAUUCCUAAACCUUUAUGCAGAGGGCCUGGCUUUGAUGUCAGCAACCUUUAUGAUGGCCACCAUCAACCUUGUUCCUGGCAUUACCUUCGUUAUGGCUCUAUCCUUCGGAUUGGAAAAGUUAAAUUGGGGAUUAGCGGAAGGAAGGGCCAAAGUGAUAGGCACAAUAGUUGGAAUUAGUGGAGCAAUGAUGAUUGCCUUUUUCAAAGGGAUAGAAAUUAAUAUUUGGUCUUCCCAAAUGAACCUUAUGCAUCCUCAUAAGGACCAAAACGGGCAUGUAGCAUUGCACCAUGGCUUUCGACAUAAACUGUUGGGUGUUUCAUGUGCCAUAGCAAGUUGCUGCAUUUAUUCUUUGUGGUUCAUUGUUCAGGCUAAAAUGAUUGCAGAAUAUCCAAGCCCUCACUCAAGUGCAGCUUUAAUGACCACAAUGGGAGCUAUACAGGCCACUGUUUUUGCUCUUUGUGUUGAGAAGGAUUGGAACCAAUGGAAACUUGGUUACAAUAUCAGGCUUCUCACUGUGGCUUAUGCGGGAAUAGUGACCUCUGGAAUAGUGUCUGUGGUUAUUGCCUGGUGCAUAAAGAAAAGAGGCCCUAUAUUUGCGUCUGCUUUUAAUCCUCUACAGCUUUUACUUGUGGCUAUCGCUGCUUAUUUAAUGUUGGAUGAGAAAUUAUAUUUGGGAAGUGCGCUUGGAGCAGUGUUAAUUGUGUGUGGUCUGUACGCGGUGCUUUGGGGUAAGGCACAAGAUUUAAGAAAGAAAUCGCAGCUAAUGCCAUUAGAAAACACCCAAGAGUUGGAAAAUGUUGAAGUUGUAGUUACGUCCACGCCCGUAGAUCAUAAUAAAAGUGUCCAAAGCAUUCAGAGUCAAACCCCUGCAAACGAGAAUGCCGUAACGAUCAAUCACUGUUAUUUAUCAAAAACUUGA